GUGCAAUGUGGGGAGGAUGGAGUAAGUUUGGUGUUUAAUAGGGGAUGGCGCUAUCAAAGCCCUAAAACGUAAAAAUGAAAAUGAGGUUUGGAAAAUCUGUUCCCCUGACCGCGUUUACGUGAUCCAAUUUUCCAUGGCCCAGACCGUCUGUUAGGGCUUUCUCUCUCCUCUUCUUUCCCCACCUUCCCUCCCUCCCUCUUUGGAAUCAGAAUAAUCCCCUCAGAAUCUCUCUCUCUCUCUCUCUCUCUCUCUCUCUCUCUCUCUCUAUUUGAUUGUUGCGUUAGUAUUAGAACCUUUCGAUUUGCGUAUGUUCUACUCUUGCUCUCUCUCUCUCUCGUGUUUCUCUGAUCAUCCUCAUGGCCUGCUCAGUCGCGGAGAUGGACGCUGAACAGCUGUCAAGCGGUCUGCACAAUAUCGCAAUUGAAGAUCAGGGGAAAACGCAGAGCGCAAGAGAGGGUCGAGAAAUGGGUUGUGAGGACCAUGGGGGCGUUUGUGCCAUCUGCUUGGAGAAGAUAGUUCUUCAAGAAACUGCUCUUGUAAAAGGUUGCGAGCAUGCUUACUGUGUAACGUGCAUCCUUCGAUGGGCAGCCUACAAUAAGAAACCGACAUGUCCUCAGUGUAAACAUCCAUUUGAGUUCCUCAACAUUCAUCGCACACUUGAUGGCAGAUCUGUGUUUUCUUCAACAGGAUUCAUGAUUACAUGUUUGAGGAAAGUGUGUGCCUACUUCUCAGAGCCACAUGGUUCAAGCCUUUGGUUGUGGAAGAAGAGGUGUAUGAUGAAUCGGAAGAUUUUUAUUUAUACGAGGAUGAUGUUGAUGAUUUGGAUGAAGCUUAUUAUAACAUUUCAUCAAGUCUUCGUAUUGGUAAUCGGAGAUGGGGUGAUAAUGGGUAUGUUAGGGCAGGUCGCCAAGAGGCAAGGCCAAUCCAUCGAUCAAAUUUCUCAGAUGCAAGUGCUAGUUCUUCACGUGAACCUAAGAAAAAGGCCACUGCAAAAGAUACAACAGGACGACGUGCAAAGAGGGCACUAAAGCGCGAAGCUGCUGAUAAGGCUGCUGCAGCAAAACAUCAGCAGCAUUUGACGAGAUUGGGCAGGAACUGAUUCCAUUCGUGUAAGUAUUUCAAAUUCAGAAAGCCUGAUCUUCUUUGUUCCUUGUACAGUGUUUCCUUGCUUUAACUUCGUGAAAUAAUGACAUGUUCACUGUCUGCGUGUAUAUUGAUGUUCAUUGCGCAGAAUAACAAUUGUACUUUUAAAUAUUUCAGAAUUUAGAUCCAUGAUUAUGCAAGCAAUUCUUCACUUUUGAAA
Messenger RNA from Malania oleifera, 1303 nucleotides. RefSeq lists its product as uncharacterized. Bases 357 to 1028 code for a protein of 223 amino acids. The record is from RefSeq and is a predicted model, not a curated record. Lineage: Eukaryota; Viridiplantae; Streptophyta; Magnoliopsida; Santalales; Ximeniaceae. The transcript has 4 exons.